AUAUGUGACUGAGUUUGUGGACCUGGGUAAUGUGUCAGCCUUAAGGACGUUCAGGGUGCUGCGAGCGCUCAAAACCAUCUCUGUCAUCCCAGGCCUGAAGACCAUCGUGGGCGCUCUGAUCCAGUCGGUGAAGAAGCUCGCUGACGUGAUGAUCCUCACUGUCUUCUGUCUGAGCGUCUUCGCCCUCAUCGGCCUGCAGCUCUUCAUGGGAAACCUGCGGCAGAAGUGUGUCCGCAGCACGGUGCACUGCGCCAACGGCAGCAUGGUGGCCAACACCUCCUUCUACUGCAACAACAAGACCUGGGCCUCCCUGAAGGACUUCAUCAACGACGAGGAAAACUUCUACAAGGUGGAGGGAGCCAAGGAUGCCUUAAUCUGUGGGAACAGCAGCGACGCAGGGAAGUGCCCUGAUGGGUUUGACUGUCUGAAGGCGGGGAGGAACCCGAACUACGGCUACACCAGCUUCGACAGCUUCGGUUGGGCCUUCCUGUCUCUGUUCCGCCUGAUGACGCAGGACUACUGGGAGAACCUGUACCACCAGACGCUGCGCUCGGCCGGUAAGACCUACAUGGUGUUCUUCGUGGUGGUGAUCUUCCUGGGCUCCUUCUACCUGGUCAACCUCAUCCUGGCCGUGGUGGCGAUGGCGUACGAGGAACAGAACCAGGCGACCAUCUCCGAGGCCUGCCAGAAAGAGCGGGAGUUUCAGGUGGCCAUGGAGAGGCUGAAGAAGGAACAGCAGGCUGCAGCACAGAAGCUUCUCGAUUCGGACUCCAUGAUGUCACCAGACCUGUCCCCGUUCGGCCUGCCAUUGGACGGCAUGGAGGAGCGGAGGCGGAGUCAGGCGCUGGUGGGCGCGGCCGACGUGGAGGCGAACCUGUCGGAGGAAAAGCUGCUGCAGGUGGACACGAUGGACGGGGCAAAGCCCCUCCACCCGCUCCUCGCUCGCUCCUUCUCCACGAGGACUCGGCGAAGCAGUCAGGUCUCCUCCAUCUUCAACUUCCGUCUGAGGAGCCGGGGGUCGGAGGGGGAGAUGGCUGACGACGAGUACAGCGCCCCGGGUGACGUGGUGGAGGGCGUCAGGGGUCGGACCUACAGCGGCGGCACCUUCAGUGGCAUCCUGCCCCACCCGUGGCCUAAACGACGGCCGAGCACCUACAGCAACGCCAGCAGGAGCUCCCAGGUGUUUUAUCCAACUCUGAACGUCAACGGGAAGCUGUUUGUUGCCAUGGACCAGAACGGGGUUUCCCCACCACCACUGCAGGGGCAGCUGCCUGCCUGCACCAUGGAGAAGGUCAAGGAGGAGAGUGUCCCCACGUCCACCACGGAGCUCAGCACGAUGCUGCUCCCUCGUCCUUCGUCCACACAGGGGUCCCAGCAGCGGGGGAGGGCGCUCAGCGCUGCCAGCUACCUCACUGACGCCAUGGAAGAACUGGAGGAGGCCCAUAAGAAGUGCCACCCAUGCUGGUACGUGUUUGCCCACCGGUACCUGGUGUGGGAGUGCUCGCCCUCCUGGCUGAGGCUGAAGCAGCUGGUGAACAUCAUGGUGAUGGAUCCCUUCCUGGACCUCACCAUCACCGUCUGCAUCGUCCUCAACACGCUCUUCAUGGCCAUGGAGCAUUACCCCAUGACCGACGAGUUCAACGGCAUGCUGAGCAUCGGAAACCUGGUAGGACUGAGGGCUGGUGGAGGAAGGGUGAUGGGGUCACAGGAGGCCUGGGCCGGAGGUGCAACCUGCAUGAACAUUAAGUACGCAGGACAAAUGCUGAACAACGUGCAGAACUGUGAGCUGCAUGUUGUUCCACAGAGACCUGAGCGCUUCAUCAAAGAUAGAAAGCCUCAAAUCUUCACUGAUUUCUUGAAAAAUCUAGUUCAGCAGAAAGACGAUAUCAGCCAAUCGGAGGGCAGCACGGUGGACCUGAGGAAGCCUGGGGAGGAAGAGGAUGAGUACUCAGAGAUGGCUGAAGAAGCCAUGGACCCCGACAACUGCUUCCCCGACUUCUGCGUGUCUCGGUUUCAGUGCUGUGACAUCGACACGACGGCGGGCUCCGGGCAGACCUGGUGGAGACUGAGGAAGACGUGUUUUCAGAUCGUAGAGCACAGCUGGUUCGAGUCCUUCAUCAUCUUCAUGAUCCUCCUGAGCUCCGGAGCGCUGGCCUUCGAGGACAUUUACAUCGAGCAGAGGAAGGUGGUGAAGGUGGUGCUGGAGUACGCAGACAAGAUCUUCACCUACAUCUUCAUCCUGGAGAUGUUGCUCAAGUGGCUCGCGUACGGCUUCAAGAAGUACUUCACCAACUACUGGUGCUGGCUGGACUUCCUCAUCGUCGACGUGUCGUUGGUCAGUUUGGUGGCCAACACGUUGGGUUAUUCAGACUUUGCAGCCAUCAAAUCCCUGCGGACGCUGCGCGCCCUGCGGCCCCUCAGAGCCCUCUCCAGAUUUGAAGGCAUGAGGGUGGUGGUGAACGCUCUGAUCGGGGCGAUCCCCUCCAUCAUGAACGUGCUGCUGGUCUGUCUCAUCUUCUGGCUCAUCUUCAGCAUCAUGGGCGUCAACCUGUUCGCCGGGAAGUUCGGCCGCUGCGUGAACCGCACGGGACACAUCUACGAGUCGUCCUUCAUCAACAACAAGUCCGAGUGCGAGGCGCUCAACAACACCGCGCUCUACUACUGGACCAAAGUCAAGGUCAACUUUGACAAUGUGGGGGCCGGAUAUCUGGCGCUGCUGCAAGUGGCAACCUUCAAAGGCUGGAUGGACAUCAUGUAUGCAGCCGUGGAUUCACGAUCUGUGGAGGAGCAGCCCAUCAAGGAGAUCAACCUGUACAUGUACCUUUACUUCGUCAUCUUCAUCAUCUUCGGCUCCUUCUUCACCCUCAACCUCUUCAUCGGCGUCAUCAUCGAUAACUUCAACCAGCAGAAACGAAAGUUGGGAGGACAAGACAUCUUCAUGACGGAGGAGCAGAAGAAGUAUUACAACGCCAUGAAGAAGCUCGGCUCCAAGAAGCCUCAGAAGCCCAUCCCCCGACCUCUGAACUCUCUGCAGGGCUUUCUUUUCGACCUGGCGGGGAAGCAGUGGUUCGACAUCAUCAUCAUGGUGCUGAUCCUCUUCAACAUGAUCACCAUGAUGGUGGAGACGGACGAGCAGUCGCCUCAGAUGGAGUACAUCCUGAACAACAUCAACCUGGCCUUCAUCAUCGUCUUCACCUUCGAGUGUCUCGUCAAGAUCGUGGCGCUGCGAUGCUACUUCUUCACCGUCGGCUGGAACAUCUUCGACUUCGUGGUCGUCAUCCUCUCCAUCGUCGGUAUCGUGCUUGCUGACAUCAUCGAGAAGUACUUUGUGUCGCCAACGCUGUUCCGAGUGAUUCGAUUGGCCCGUAUCGGACGUAUUCUGCGUCUCAUUAGAGGCGCUAAGGGUAUCCGGACGUUACUGUUUGCCCUCAUGAUGUCACUUCCUGCUCUCUUCAACAUCGGGCUCCUCCUCUUCCUGGUCAUGUUCAUCUACGCCAUCUUCGGCAUGGCCAACUUCGCCUACGUGAAACGGCAGUCGGGGAUUGACGACAUGUUCAACUUCGAGACGUUUGGGAACAGCAUGAUCUGCUUGUUCCAGAUCACCACCUCCGCCGGCUGGGACAGCCUGCUCAGCCCCAUCCUCAACAACUCCCCCGAGGAGUGCAACGCCAACAUCCCCCACACGGGCACCACCGUCCGGGGGAACUGCGGGAACCCGUCGGUGGGCAUCACCUUCUUCGUCACCUACAUCAUCAUCUCCUUCCUCAUCGUGGUGAACAUGUACAUCGCCAUCAUCCUGGAGAACUUCAGCGUGGCCACAGAAGAGAGCACGGAGCCGCUGAGCGAGGACGACUUUGAGAUGUUCUACGAGGUUUGGGAGAAGUUUGACUCCGAGGCCACGCAGUUCAUCGAAUAUGCCAAGCUGUCCGACUUUGCAGACUCGCUGUCGGAGCCGCUGCGCAUCACCAAGCCUAAUAAGAUCAAACUGAUCUCCAUGGACCUGCCCAUGGUCAGCGGGGACAAGAUCCACUGCCUGGACAUCCUGUUUGCCUUCACCAAGCGUGUCCUGGGCGAGUCGGGCGAGAUGGACGCCCUCAAGCAGCAGAUGGAGGAGAAAUUCAUGAUGGCCAACCCGUCCAAAAUCUCCUAUGAGCCGAUCACAACGACACUGAGGCGAAAACAGGAAGACGUCUCCGCCGCCGUGAUCCAGAGGUGCUACCGCAGACACCUGGUGAGGCGGCAGAUGAAGGCCGCCUCCUACUUGUACCGCCAGAUCACCACACCUCGGCACGUAGGAGAAGAAGGUGAGGAAGGAGGCGAGGGAAUGUUGGAGGAGGAAGCGCCUGAGAAAGAAGGGCUGAUCGCCGCCAUGAUGAGGGAAAACUAUGGCUCGAGUUUAUUAGUGAUUGAGCGCUCCGAGACAAUUUCCUCCACCUCGUCCCCGCCGUCCUACGACAGCGUGACGCGAGCCACAUCGGAGAUCUUUCACCCGCUCGCCGUCAAGACAGAAACAAUAGCCGUCGAUACAGCCGGCAGCGAACCGAGCGAACAGUCGCCAUCGUUGGUCGACCCUGACAGACAGCAGGAAAACGUACCAUAGCGGGAUCCAAAAAGCAAAAAAUGUAAAUCCUUGUUUUGGGUUUGUUCUUUUGUUUACUGAAUGUACCAUAGCUGAGGAACGCUGAGGAAGGCGGCGGAGGGGAGCUAUGAGCGAGCAACUGCAGGAGGAGUCGAGUGAAGGAGCAAACAAAGAGGAAUAUUUACUACCUUUAAUGUUAUUUCCUGUUCCCUGUUGGAGAUUACUGAACUCAACUUGGGAGUUUCUUAAAGGGGAGCAGAAAAACUGCAAAGACAGAGAGGGAAACCCCGUCUGCCUUUGUUGGAGACACAAGAUUCCUUUGACCUCUUGGGUCUCUCGUGUCGACUGGAGGCGAGGGUUCGGCAAACACUGACUGACCUUUGACCUCAGCUUCAGGGGGUCAGGGCAACUAUAUCAGAUGUAUCCAUCAUUUAUUGGCCGGGGGGUUUUGUGCCUUCCCACAGUUGAUCAAUAUCCCU
Messenger RNA from Cottoperca gobio, 5058 nucleotides. Its product is annotated as sodium channel protein type 5 subunit alpha-like. Gene Ontology annotation, biological process: membrane depolarization during action potential; neuronal action potential; sodium ion transmembrane transport. Lineage: Eukaryota; Metazoa; Chordata; Actinopteri; Perciformes; Bovichtidae. Gene Ontology annotation, molecular function: voltage-gated sodium channel activity; protein binding. The record is from RefSeq and is a predicted model, not a curated record. Gene Ontology annotation, cellular component: voltage-gated sodium channel complex; plasma membrane.